AUCGCUGGCUAGGCUGGUUGUGCUUUUUCCAGAAAAAAAUAACCCAAAAACGUUCUCCCUGUCUCGUUUGUUAUUUUAUGUACUUCUUCUUGUCACUGAAUCGUCCGACACGGAACCAACAUAACGGUUUAACAAAGGGAUCGAAAUUGGUGGAUGCUUUAGGCUAACGUGUGUCUGGCGUCGUUGCUUGCAGAAAACUUGCACAGGCAGAAAGUGAGAAUAGAGCGAAAAACUAUCGUCGACAGCAAAAUCAAAAUAAGAAGAAAAAAAAUCCUGGUGAAGCGCAAAUUUUGAAUGUGCCGAACUGCCAUCAGUCACACUUAACACCAAACGGAAAAACCAGACACAACAGAUGUGAAAAGGGCAAAAACAUACAACAAGGGAAAAAAGAACCAGCAGCAGCACCAAGCUAGACAAAAUAACAAAUACUUGAAAUUUAUCCACACCACUAGAAACGGGAAAGUUGUCAAUCUUGCGGCGCAUAAAAAGACAUUUUGAAAAUCAGCAUGCAUAUUUGAUUGAAACGAACGUAGAUUGCAUUGUGGAAGCAAACAAGAAAAGAAUGAUAGCGAUUUCAGUUGAUGUGGAAAAUUGUUAUGCAAAUGAAUGUGUUAUAUGUUGCUUUGCAACGGAAUUUAUAGCUAUCUAAAAACUAGGACAAAUCAUAGAAAACCACCAUUCAAAACGUCAAGUGCUUAAAGAAUUCGAUUUUGCAUUAACACUCCAGCACAACAUACACUUACAGCGCUAACGGCAUCUCAUGUAAUUGUUAAUCUUGUAUUUAAUCUCUCAAUUGUUUGGCGUAUGUGUAUGAGUGCGUGCGAACAUUGUGUGGGUGAGUUUGGUUUGUCGACAAAAUUAAAAUGACUUCAACUGAAGCGUAUAGAAAUUGAUAGAAAGUGUGUGUAUGUGCUAGUUUUCCCGUUGAUUUGUGUCUUAUUUGUUUAACGUCGAUUUCAAAUAAAUUAGAUUUGAAUUUAACGACGAGUUUACAAGUGUGAAAUAAACAUUUUCGAAAUAAUCAGAUACGGCAAAUAGAUUUUGGAAGAGCACACGGGACCGAGUGACGGAGCAAAAACGGAAGUGCUGAAUUUGUCUGACAGGCCGAACAACAUACGCGUAUUUCCAUUAGAACAUCUCAUACGGAAAACAGUUGGAAUCACACACGCGGCAAAUUGGAAUUAAGCGGAGGAAACAGAGCAAAAGAGCAAAAGAGUAAAAGAGCAGUUGUGAUUGUCAAUAAAAAUAAUGAAGAUAGUUCAAAUGGAAUGGUCGCAUUGGAUGCCGUGACUGAAAUACCAACAUUUAUUAUUCUUAUGUUCUGAAUCAUCAUCAGUGACAUUGUGCUAAAGGAACGCGCGGGCACGCAUACAGCACAGGCGAUUACAACAACGACGAAGACGAAGAUGGUUUCGGUGACAAACUCAUCGGAAGUGGCUCAAAUUAUGAUGCCAAAUAAGUUACUUAAUCCAACGGAUAUGCAUGCCAAUGGCAGUCUGCACGCAUUUCCGCCAUAUUUUUACGGCAUUGAUGGCGUCAACGAAUUUAAUGCCAGCUACAACUACUAUAACAACUUAACAUUUUACACCUACAUAUCAUGUCCAUCCAUUCAAUUGCCGGCCGGUAAUUUGAUAUCAAUGAUUUUGUACGCGCUUGUGUGUAUAAUUGGCCUGUUCGGUAAUACGCUAGUCAUUUAUGCGGUGCUACGAUUCUCCAAAAUGCAAACCGUUACCAAUAUGUACAUUUUGAAUUUGGCCAUUGCCGAUGAAUGCUAUUUAAUUGGUGUCCCAUUUUUGAUCAUCACAAUGCACGUCGGCGAAUGGACAUUCGGCAAGGCAAUGUGUAAGGCGUACAUGGUUUCCACAUCAAUCACACAGUUUACAUCGUCGAUAUUUUUGUUUAUUAUGUCGGCCGAUCGUUAUAUUGCGGUGUGUCAUCCGGUUUCAUCGACACGAUAUCGAUCGCCAUUCGUUGCGAAAAUUGUGGCGGCCAUUGCAUGGACCACAUCGGCCGUGAUUAUGUUGCCGGUCAUGCUAUAUGCGACCACCAUUGAAAAAGAGAGUAAAAAGUUAACGUGCAACAUUGAAUGGCCACAACAGGAUAAUGAUCCAGCAGCGGGUACAACAUUUAUACUUUAUUCAUUGAUACUCGGUUUUGCAAUUCCAUUAAGUUUGAUUCUAACAUUUUAUUCGAUGGUAUUGCGUAAGCUACAAACGGUCGGUCCAAAAACUCGAUCCAAAGAAAAGAAACGAUCACACCGUAAGGUCACCAAAUUGGUGUUGACUGUGAUCACAGUGUACAUACUAUGUUGGCUACCGUAUUGGAUAUCACAGGUGGCACUAAUCACAUCAUCGCCCGAAACCUGCAACACCCGUCUACAGAUCACACUAUUCGUGUUGGUCGGCUGUCUUGGCUACUCGAAUAGCGCCAUGAAUCCCAUAUUGUACGCAUUCCUUAGCGACAAUUUUAAAAAAUCCUUCCUGAAAGCGUUCACCUGUACGGCGGGCAAAGAUUUUAACACACAACUGCAGCUGGAAAAUAGCUUUUUCCCACGAUUCGGCAAAAGAAGCUCGGAGAAAUUUUGCUCGACAACGAAAACGGGCGGCACGGCCGGCGGUAUUAUUGUAACGAAUGCAAGUAAUAAUAAUUUAGCGGCAUCGGGUGGCAGUGAUCGGCCCAUACAAACCACAUGCAGUCUCAAUUUCAGCUAUAAACAAGUUAGCGACGGUAGCAAAAGCUCACAAAUCGAAAGUCGACACCUCGAAAUGCAAAGCCCCAAAAGUGACACCAUGAGUCUUUAUGGACUCAAUGAACGACCACCAGUUCUUCAUACUGAUCUUUAAACUAAUUUAAACAACUACCCUUCUUCACACACACACCACAUCCCGCUCUUCUUCCCCAUCCAUCCGACACCUAAAAUUAUAAACUGUAUUUUAGAAUCCCAUAUUUGUAAAUGUGUUGGUUUUGGCGAACUAUUUCAAUACUGAAUCGAACAAUAAGAUUUAGACAUUGUAAGCUGCUAUAACGUUUAAUUUUGUCGAUUGAAAACUAAACAAAAAAGCUCUCUUCUUAGCUCUCAAUAAAAAUAAAUAACAAAGUGAUGUGCUUAUUUGAAUAAAUUUUUCGUUUUUAGAAUAAAUACAAAUAGAUUUCAAUUCGUUCUGCCAGUUUCAGGUGUAUUUUGUACGCAUCAAUCAAAUGAACACCACAAUUUUCAAUUGUUCUGAAUAUAUCGUUGUUCAACCUGUUUGAAAUCUUCUUUUUUUUUCUUUUGUAAUUAAUGUAGAUUUAAUUCACAGUCACAAGUGAUCCGUUGGAAUUGUGUACAGAGAAAAUAUGCCACAUCCAACAAUAAAAAAUAGAUUUGAAUUUUGGUAGAUUGUUCGCAAAUCAUGCACACUGAAAAUGAAUCAAAUUCUCAUUUUCUCCACGCAAUCCAAAGGAAAUUUUGUAUUUCUUUCCCCCUAACUUUUUCUCACUCGAUGCAAUCACAGAAACUGCAGAGAAGGAAUGUAAAAAUUUGAACAAAAAACAUUGAAAUCUAUCUAUUUGCACUUAGUUUAAAGUCAUUGUGAUAAUUUAGUAUUAGACAACCUAAUUUUAAUUAUUAUAAAGAAACAAACAGAAAAUGCAUUCGAGAACAACAACAACAACAACAACAACAACAAAAAAUUACCAGUGUCGUUAUUUCGAUAAGAAGUUCGUUCACUCAUAGAUAAUUUGUAAGGGAUUUUGGUGAUGAUAAAUUUUGACUGAAAAUGGCAAACCAACAGCAAAUUUUACAAAACUCCUUUUAAGAGAAGAAAAAAAGCGCAGAAAAAAUCUAUUAUGAACUUUGAAUUGGCUUAGCCAUGUGAAUUGGCCCAGCUGUGUGCAUUAGCUAGCAUUGACUUUGAUUCACUUCAAUUUUAGUUUUCAAAUUAUUUGAAGGAAUUUCAAUGCCGCGUGAGUUGUUUCUUCAAAUAAAUUCGAUAUUGCCGAUGUUGAGUAGGACAAACACAUUUCUCAAAACAUUCAUUCGGUGACAUGAGCAAUUGAGCAUGCAUCAAGCUCACAUUCAUUCGUUUUGAAUGACAAUAAUUUAAUUUUUGCUAUUGAAAGCGUGCCCUAGUACAACAACGAACUUCAAUGCACAAUGUUCAUUUGAAGAGUGCAAAAUAAAAUGUCUAUGCAACUAAGAAUGGACGAUUUUCUCGAUGGAAAUUCUCCAUUGCACCAAUUUGAUGGUCAAUGGACCACAAAUUCAUGCAUGAAAUUUUCGAUUUGAUGCACUCUUCGUAGCAAAAUUGAACAUUACCGAAACGUGCAACAAGAGUGUCGAAAUUUUGUGAAAUUUGAAUAAAACCAAAAGCGUGAUUCAAUGAAUGUUAUUCAAAUUUCACAAAAAGUUGUAUGUGAAUUUGAUGGUGACGAUGAUCGAGUGGUUAGUUGUAAACAUGUGUGUACAAGUGUGCGUGUGUGUUGUGUCCAGUUUUGCCGAAAGUUGUUUUCCACAAAGGUGUUUGGCGAAAACUUCCAUGGAAUAAAACUGUCGUUCACUUCCGAUAUGUCAUGUUUUACAACUAACCACUUUGCAAGACGCACAAGGCAAAAUGUUUUUGAUGUUAUUAUUGUUCGGUGCUUUCCAUGUGCCAAGCAGUCGAGUCGGUUUUGAGAAAUGCGGCCAAUUUCCUCGCAAAUGGAAUUCAAGUGAAGAGAGUGCAAGAGCCAAAAUGCGAUGAAUACAAUUUUCAGUUGGUUGAGUGAAUGAAUUACUGGCUGAGUGUAUGUGUGUAUGGAAAGUCUUACGUUUGUAUAAAUUAUAAUUCUAUAGCCAAGGUUAAGGGGUUUCUUUUUCGUCGGAGGCGUGGCGCAAAAAUGAUGAUGAAAAUUGGCUGUUUUGCUGAAGAAUGCCGAAUAAAAGAGGUCAACAUGCGAAUAAAUUAAAGGCAACGGCGGCUGAAGUAGGUCGUUUGUUGACUAAAUACAUACGAUUUCGAUGUGGAAUGUCUUUAGAAAUGCGGCGAAUCGAUUAGCGUAUGGUUUCCGUUUGAAAUCAGACACACACACACACACACACAUGUGCGUCGACAAAUUUUAGAAGCACUUGGUGUUGUUUGUAAAUGGAAGGCGAACCGGCCCACGCAAAAACCCAUUGAAUAUUCAUCACUUUCCGCAUUUUCAAUUCAAUGUUUUCUCGCAUUAAACACACGUAUACAUCAAAUGGUGCCCAGCACUCAUUCAUCUUGCCAGAACAUUUACAACUUUGAAGCCGAGGCUAUUGAAUUGCGGCCAUACUACGAACACUAGCUUCAAGAAUCAAAUUGGUUUUUUUUUCUUUGAAAAAAAAAAAUGGCAUGAAAAUGAUUUUCAUCCAAGUUCAUUACUUGUAACUAUUAUGAAAUGCACACAUUUGCAAAUUAAAUCCAUGGAUUUAUCAUUAGUCUAUUUGUAAGUGUUUUACUUUCGAUUAACAACUAAAUAUUUUUUUAUACAUAUGCAAAGGCAGCAUCAUCAAUUAGUCCAAUGUUGUUUGUUGGCUGCUUUUGUCCAUCCAGCACACACACACACACACACACACACAACAAAUUGCUGAAAUUUCAUAUGGAACACACACACAUUUACAACUGACUUAAAUAGUAAAAUGCCUAAUUCCGCGUAUAGUAAAUGAUGAAUGUGUCUGUUAAAUUUGAGAAUCAAUGUCAGAAAAUAUAGUUGAUUUUUUUCAAUGAAAUAAUUUUAGAAUGAAUUAAAUACUGCCUACCGUUUGACUCGGGCAAAGGCCACACACACACAUUAGAUUAUUUUCAAGCAGCAAAUGAAUCCUUCUAUAUGAUCUGUCACAAUAAUAUUAUAUGAUAAAAGAGGACAGUUUUGCAAAAUUUUAUUCAUUGAUGGUGCAACGAACAUUAACGCUCUAGCUAAAAACAAACACAAGUUCAGCCGAGGAAAACGAACAUUUUUCUUCAAUAAUUUGUUUGUUUAUUAUUUCAUUUUUUUUCGCAUAGCAGAAGACUCAAGGGCAUUUGAAAACUUGUAAUUUUAGUAAUAUUAUAAACAAAAUCAAAACAUAUUUAAUAAAUUAAAUUAAUACUAAAUGGACUAAACAAA
Molecule: messenger RNA, 6090 nt
Organism: Sitodiplosis mosellana (orange wheat blossom midge)
Lineage: Eukaryota; Metazoa; Arthropoda; Insecta; Diptera; Cecidomyiidae
Product: somatostatin receptor type 2-like
Exons: 4
Coding region: 1407-2843 (478 amino acids)
Biological process (GO): G protein-coupled receptor signaling pathway
Cellular component (GO): neuron projection; membrane
Molecular function (GO): peptide binding; somatostatin receptor activity
Source: RefSeq, a predicted model, not a curated record